GUGUGGUCCAGUCAUAUGACUUAUAUGAGCGCAGGUUUGAGGCUGAUUUCAUAGCGCUGCUGAAUCGGGUCACACUCGGUCCGGGCGUCACUUACCGUCUGUCUGCUCAGAGGAACCGUCCACCCGUCGCAAUGGCUGUCCGCGGUUGUGUGACCCUGCUCUUUAUUCUACUGAGUGGUAUUGUGCAUGCUGAAGAUCUGGUAACAUCGUCAUUACCUGCAACACAGGAGUUCAGUACCAGCAAAAUCCUCUCCGGCAGUUCUUCUCCAACCACCUCCAAACACUCUUCAGCUGCCACUUCUACUGCUGUGACUACAGGUCCAACCACGCAUCACACCACCACUAAAUCUAUUACAGAACCUACAACUACCCCUCAUCUCACCACAACUAAAUCUACUACUGAACCUCCAACUACCAUGCAUCACAACACAACGAAUUCCACCACAGAAGCGCCAACUACCAUGAAUCACAACACAACGAAUUCCACCACAGAAGCGCCAACUACCAUGAAUCACAACACAACGAAUUCCACCACAGAAGUGCCAACUACCGCGCACUCUAAUGCUACAACGGCUCCAACUCCUCCUCCGACCACUCCUCCUGUCCCCGACCCAACUGUUGGAAACUACAGCGUCAAGUCAGAUAAUGUCACAGUCUGUCUUUUGGCAAAGAUGGGCCUUCAGUUUAGUUUCAAAAUGAGUGAGAAUUCCAGCUUUCAGACUCUUAAUUUUGACCCAAGUGCUAAUGUAACUGAAGUGAGUGGAACCUGUGGAAGUGGUGGCAAUGACUCUUCCCUUCUGCUGAAGUCAGAAGAAAUCACAGUUCAUUUUGUCUUCACAAAUGUUUCACAGAAGUUCCGUCUACAUGCUUUGACGCUCUCUGUUAAUCUUGAAAAUGGAAACGUUUUCAAUGCCUCCAAUAAUAAUCUGUCUCUGUGGGAGGCAUCUGUCGGAAGCUCCUACAUGUGCAGAAAAGAGCAGAGUUACAACAUCACUGACAAGCUUACCCUCAACACGUUCGAGCUGCAAGUGCAGCCCUUUGCAGUCCAGAACAACAAGUUUAACACAGCGGAGGAAUGCUUUCUGGAUUCUGAUUUGAGUUUUCUCGUGCCCAUUGCUGUGGGUGUGGCUCUCAGCUUCCUAAUCAUCCUAGUUCUUAUCUCUUACCUGAUUGGCCGGCGGAAGAGUCGCACUGGUUACCAGUCUGUAUAACAACCCAAGCUGCUGCCGUCUUACCUCUGACCCUGGCUUGUCCUUUACCAUUUAUAUUUGCUCCUCCUCUCUCUUCUGGUCCUGUUGGCUUACUCUUUUGCCCUGCAAACUGCUCGACCCUCCUCACCUGGCAGCGCUAACCGCUGAUGACACCCCUAUUUCUAACACGUUCGAUUGCAUAAUUAUACCAUUACUACAUAAUUAUAUCUCUGAGCUCUAAUCUUCUCCUGUGUACGAUUUAAACGUUUUAUGAGUGAUGUGGUAUAUUUCUGCUUAAUUACACUUGAAGCAAUGUCAACUGGCAUGAUUCACUUGUUUAGUGUAAGAACAGGCUGUCUAAAAUCCACUGGCAUUGCGCUGUGUUAAAUGCAUGGGGGAAAAAAAACAUUAUUUCUCCGUUUAUGGGAGUUUUGGUUUUUCUUGCUCUAAGGAUGCUCAGUUCUGGUUGCUGUGACUUAUAUUCAUGUGAACUCUUGUUAUGAAUGAGUGAUGCCAUUUUAGAAUUAGGAGUCUUUUGAGUUUAUUAACCAUUGAAUGUAAAUGCUCAAUUAGUUCUGUAAUUGUACUCUCGUGGAUCAGUUGUUGCCGAAAUUGGGGGUGAAAAGUAUCCUGGCGUAUUUUCUUAAUCAGCUGAGCUAAUGAUAAGUCACACUAUUGCACUUAGCACAUUGUAUUAUAAAGGGACAUUAUUUUUUGUGACAUUUACCAGCAUCGAAUAUCAAGCUUUUGUUGAUUUCAUUAGGUCCCUCUCAGGGAAUGUUGGAAGUGUUACGAUAGGCUUGUUAGUACAUGGGUUUGUCGAUUUUUAGUUUGUCAUUUCUCUGGACACAUACAUACAAUGUACAAAAUCCACCUUUUCUAAGACCAAAGCUACAAGUUCCUGUGUAUUUUCAGUCUGCUCUGCAUAGUGACGAUACUAAUGUGUCCAAACCAAUUCAUUUGUAUACCCCCCCCCCCCAAAGGAGUUAGCUAUUAAAACAAACACAAAGAAAAUAUCAUUGUUGUACUAUAGUGUGCCUUUUAGUUACAUUUCUUUGUUCCUUCUCUGUAGGACCUUAAUCUGUCAGGUUAGGAAUGUUGGUUCAAGUUUCAAAGUGGAAAAAAAAUUCAAUAAAAUGGUUUUUUUUGUACA
Molecule: messenger RNA, 2343 nt
Organism: Sinocyclocheilus anshuiensis
Lineage: Eukaryota; Metazoa; Chordata; Actinopteri; Cypriniformes; Cyprinidae
Product: lysosome-associated membrane glycoprotein 2-like
Exons: 6
Coding region: 132-1211 (359 amino acids)
Biological process (GO): cellular response to starvation; protein targeting to lysosome involved in chaperone-mediated autophagy; autophagosome maturation
Cellular component (GO): lysosomal membrane; late endosome membrane; autophagosome membrane
Source: RefSeq, a predicted model, not a curated record